Messenger RNA from Thamnophis sirtalis, 963 nucleotides. Lineage: Eukaryota; Metazoa; Chordata; Lepidosauria; Squamata; Natricidae. The record is from RefSeq and is a predicted model, not a curated record.
AUGACCAAUGAUACUACUAUUUCUGAGUUCGUACUGCUUGGAUUUGGAGAAUUCUCAAAACCACAAGUACUUCUCUUCUCACUCUUCUUAGUGAUUUACAUAUUGUCUAUGGUUGGAAAUUUCAUCAUUAUCAUUUUGGUUGUGAUAAACCAACACUUCCACACUCCCAUGUACAUUUUUCUUGCAAAUCUGGCUUUCAUGGAAGCCUGCUGCAGCUCUGCCGUAAUACCUAAAAUGUUGUCAGUCCUAUUAACAGGAGAUAACCAUAUACUUUUUCAAUCUUGUUUUAUACAGUUUUAUAUAUAUGCCUGCCUAGAAGGUACUGAAUGCUAUCUUUUAGCAAUGAUGUCUUAUGACAGAUACCUAGCUAUAUGCAAGCCACUUGAUUAUGCUACUCUCAUGAGUUGGAAGCUGAGUUUCAUCUUAGCAGCUGUGUCUUGGGCAGCUGGGUUGAUGGUGAGCACAACCUUAACUUUGAAUAUAUUAUGGUUAUCUUUUUGUGGUCCAAAUAAGAUUGAACAUUAUUUCUGUGAUGCUAUUUUUAACAUAAGAGAGAUCUCUUGUAGUGACACCUAUCUUGUUGAACUAUCUUCCUUUAUUUUUACCUAUAUAUUUACCCUGCCUCCACUUUUUCUCGUCUUCACCUCUUAUACUUCCAUCAUUGUCACUAUCCUGAGAACGUCAUCAAUCACUGGAAGGCAAAAAGCUUUCUCCACCUGUUCUUCUCAUCUCAUUGUGGUUGGCUUGUAUUAUGGAACAUUUAUGCUUCUCUAUCUUCUCCCCAGAACCAAGAAAGUGACACAUGUUAAAAAAUUCUUCUCUCUCUUCCAUACAGCUUUGACUCCCAUGAUUAAUCCUCUCAUAUACAGUCUUAGAAAUAAUGAAGUUAAAGAUGCCUUAAACAGUUGGCACAAGAGAUUUAUAUCAUACAUGUCACUUCAUAAUGCAAAAUUUUGGAAGUAA